UCUUUGUUCAGCAGUUUUUUGCGAAAGAAAACGACCUUUUUCUCAGCUAUUGAGCCGUUUGGUAUUGUUCCUGACAGCUUCCGCUGCCUGACAGCAGCUUAUUUGGUCUCAAGCAUCGACGAUAAAACGAAGUAAACAAAGCACCAUGGCGCUGCAAUACCUCAAAGAAAUAGACGGAGACUUGGCCGAACGCGUCUCUGUUGUCAAGGACAUGGACCUUCGCUUGGUGCUGAUUGAUGCAACCAACGGGGUGGACAAAUUCUGCCAUCUUCAAGGGCUUCAGGAUUCGAGUUUGAGCCAUCCUGCUUUUUACUGUUUCUCCUGUUGGGGAGACACCGGCAGCAGAGGGAAGAAAGUGCAAACUAAUUUGCUGGGGCCAUUCUCAGAAGAGCAUAUGCGCAGCAAAGUGGAGGAGAUUUUUGAAGAGCGGACUGGAUGCAAGAUGGAGAAUCUCAAGGCCGGCGAUCGCGCUCUGCCAGGAAAGUAUUGGUUGCAACAACAAAUUGCCAAAGAGGCCGAAGAGGAAGGGACGUUUCGAUGGGAGUACUAUGUCGAUGACGGAGUGGAUGGUAAGCGCAAAGGGUGGCAUCCGUAUGAAGAUGAAGCCUCAGAGGAGGUUGAAGAGCUCUACUUGCAACAUGUCGCCAACGAAAAGGAGAGUCGAACCGCAACAAGAGUGAUUUCUUCAGGAUACUUCUCUUACAAGGUUGAUUUGCAGCGCAUGACGCAGCAGAACACCAAGACUGGCAAGGUUCGGACCAUUCGACGAACGGCUUCAGCCAAGGCUUCGAAGCCUCUGCCGAAAGGAUCGAAAGUGGCCAAGAAGACCGUGAAGAAGUUGCCUUCGAAGAGGGUGAAGAAGACAGUGUUGAAAAAACCAGCCGAGAAGGCUAUGAAGUCAAGGGUGAAGGCCAUGAAAGCCAAGUUGACCAAGAAAGCCAGUCCGAUUGCUUCAGGAAAGUAUGCGAAAUCAAAGGUGUGGAGUGGGAAAAAAGCAAAGACAUCAACUGGCUUGAAAAAGGCAGACUUGAAGAAGAAUAAGGAGGGAAAACUUGUGAGCAAGAAACAGUCUGAAGCUGGGAGGAAGGCCUUUGCACACGUUGCUUGUUGGAUUGCAGCCUGCAAACAAGCCAGAGCUGAGUUGGGCAUCACCGGCUUUGUUGCAGUGAAGAAGGGCACUCCCUUGUACGAGAAGGCAAAAGCUCUGCACCCAACAGCGAAGCCACACAUCCUUGAGGGGAGGAAGUAGACCAACCUUUGCUGUUUGAAGGCGGCUAUCCCACCGUCGCCUGUGAUGCGCUUGAGAUUUGUGCCAGCUCCUGGAUCCAGGUGCCUCCAAGAUUGUACAGUGCAGGAUCGUAUCGUGGGUUAUACAGGAGACGGCUCAGCCCCACAAAGUGGGAAGGCUGAUGUUUUGUCGCAAGUUGAGAUUUGCUGGUGAGCAGUAUGCAACAUGCUGCUGAUCGGCAUUAAAGUAAGCUCAUCCUGAAAA
Molecule: messenger RNA, 1492 nt
Organism: Durusdinium trenchii
Lineage: Eukaryota; Dinophyceae; Suessiales; Symbiodiniaceae
Source: the annotation of a GenBank genome assembly